AUGCCCGCCCUGUCGCCCACCAUGACCGCCGGCAACAUUGGUACUUGGCAGAAGAAGGCCGGUGAUGCCCUGGCUCCCGGUGAUGUCCUCGUCGAGAUCGAGACCGACAAGGCUCAGAUGGACUUCGAGUUCCAAGAGGAGGGUGUUUUGGUGAAGGUCCUCAAGGACUCAGGCGCAAAGGAUGUUGCUGUCGGAAACGAGGGUACCGAUGUCUCAGCCUUCGACUCUUUCACCGUCGAGGAUGCUGGUGGUGAGAAGCAGGCCAAGGAGGGCAGUGGACAGGAGGCCGCAAAUGCUUCAGAGCCCCCAUCCAACUCUUCCAACACUGCUCCCGCUCCCGCUCAGUCAUCCCCCGCUCCCCAGGCACAGGAGUCCGAGUCCACUGGUGAGCGCCUNCAGACCGCUCUCGAGCGCCAGCCUAAGCUCAGCCCCGCUGCCCAGAAGCUCGCUCUCGAGAAGGGUGUUGCAAUUAGCCAGGUGAAGGGCUCUGGCCCCGGUGGCCGCAUCACCAAGGAGGACAUUGAGAAGUUCAAGCCCGCUGCCACUGCCGCCGCCGCUCCCGCUGGUGUCGCUUCUUACGAGGAUGUCCCUGCCUCGUCCAUGCGCAAGACCAUUGCCGCUCGCCUGACCCAGUCCAUGAACGAGAACCCCCACUACUUUGUCGCCUCGUCCAUCUCGGUCAGCAAGCUCAUGAAGCUCCGCCAGGCCUUGAACUCGGCUGCCGACGCCAAGUACAAGCUUUCCGUCAACGACUUCCUCGUCAAGGCUCUCGCUGCCGCCGCCCGCAAGGUUCCCGCUGCCAACUCCAGCUGGCGCGAGGAGAACGGCAACGUCUUCGUCCGUCAACACAACACUGUUGACGUCUCGGUCGCUGUCGCUACCCCCGUUGGCCUCAUGACCCCCAUUGUCAAGAACGUUAACGGUACCGGCCUCGAGUCCAUCUCCAGCCAGAUCAAGGAGCUCGGCAAGCGUGCCCGUGACGGCAAGCUCAAGCCCGAGGAGUACCAGGGCGGCACCAUCACCAUCUCCAACAUGGGCAUGAACGCUGCUAUUGACAGAUUCACCGCUGUCAUCAACCCUCCUCAAGCCUGCAUCAUCGCUGUCGGCGCUGUCAAGAAGGUUGCCAUUCCCUCUGAGAACGAGGACGGCAUUGAGUGGGACGAGCAGAUUGUCAUUACCGGUUCGUUCGACCACAAGGUCGUUGAUGGUGCCGUUGGUGGUGAGUUCAUGAAGGAGCUCAAGGCCGCCAUCGAGAACCCUCUCAGCUUGAUGCUUCACCAUGCCUCCCUCAGCACGCAGCUCGGCCACUGCUGGCACGAAGUCAAAAAGAUCAUGAAGAAAGACCCAGACCCCAUCGACGACUCCGAUAACGAUGCUGAACAUAACCAAGAUUUCAAGGCUACGUUGACCACCAAGAGCGACCGUAUGGUCCGAAAGAUCCAAUGCACUAUUCUGGGUGACACUUCUGCAGUCCGCAAGAAGAAAAACUUCACUCAAAGCAUCAAACUCACUUCCAAAAAGCCCUUCUCCUUGGAGCCUGUCCUGAUGACAGAAGGUACAUACGCUGGGCUUCACGUUCUUGUGAUGCAGCCUGAGCCUGACGAGAACGAAAAAUUUCCCUUCUUGGAUCUCCCUGCAGAAAUCCGCAACAUGAUCUACUCUCUGGUUCUUGAGCGUCCUGCCUGCAGUAUUCGAAUCUCAGGCAAGCAAUCUGGGAUCAUUGGCACCCAAUGGUAUAACAGACGCCAUGGAUAUAUUCCAAGAGAGCCUUACAGCACCAGCUUGAUGAGAGUCAACAAGCAAAUCAGUGUCGAGUCGACGCCUUAUCUGUUCAGUCGUCACACUUUUGAGUUUCCAGACUCUACGAUGCUACAAAGGUUCCUAGAGUACCUUGGCUCAGAGCGUGUGAGGUCCCUGGUGUCUGUCUCUGUCGAUCAACAGUAUGCUGUCUCUGUCAACCAAGCAUAUAACCUAUUGUCUCCUGCAAGCUCUUUGACCAAGCUUGAGCUUAAGCACUGGCACAGGUACGGCUACCACUCUCGGUUGGACUGGGCUUCUAUUCUUCUGCCUUUGAUUCAGUCCCUCUGUUCGGAAGGCAAAAGCCGCGAGGAGGCUUAUGGUAUUAUCACUAUACCAGGUGUACUUCGCGGGUCGUGUAUCAAACAUGGCGCGUUCUGGGCAAUUCUCAACAAGGACUGNCAAAAGGAAAACAAGGCCUAUGAAGAUUUCUACAAGAAACUGCAUGAUGAUUUGAACAAGGCUAUGGACAAGGCUGAAGCGAAGAAGGAGGCAAUCAGAAGGGGUUCACCAAUCAAGACCAGGGCAGGGCGCAAAACCAAGGCGAUUGACUACACGGGUAUGUGCAGUGAAGACUAA
Aureobasidium musti is the source of this 2376-nucleotide messenger RNA. Lineage: Eukaryota; Fungi; Ascomycota; Dothideomycetes; Dothideales; Saccotheciaceae. The record is from the annotation of a GenBank genome assembly.